AUCCCGAAGCGUGAGCUCUGGCACUCGAAGAAGCCUCGUAUAUAAAAGAACAGAAACCGCCGAGGAGCAUCACACUCAUCGUCAACACAGAAAAGAUGUCUCGCGGAUCGUGGAUGGCACCCUUGGCCCUAUUCGCCGCCCUGGUCUCGGGGUCCCUGGCAGCUGACCUCGCCGGCCGCUAUGUCACCCUGGGGAAGUGCCCUAAUAUUACUAACAAGGCCGAUUUUGAUGCCGUGCCUUAUCUCGGCCGUUGGUAUGAGCAGGAACGCUAUGACAUUGUCUUCCAGUCAGGCAUGGACUGUGUCAACGCCAUCUAUAGUGACAUGGGUAAUGGCUACGUCGAAGUCCACAACACAGCCAGGACAUCCUUUGGUGACUUCACUGACAUCGUCGGGCAAGCUCAUGUUGUGGAGCCUGGCGUCCUCCUCGUAGAGUUUGGUGGAUGUGAGUAUUGUGUUAUUUAUGUGUCAUCAUUAUCAUCAAUGUGUGUUAUUGUGGAUUUGUAUUAUGUGUUGGGGUUGUGUUGUCACGACUCCCGGGGCCAAAUUUCCCACAUUUUGGACACUGAUUACGAAAACUACUCAUCUGUGUACAACUGCUUUGAAGAGGGAGAAUAUCGCUGGCAGUACGCCUGGCUCCUGACCCGUGCCCAGGCUCCCUCAGCUGACCUCCUCGCCACCGGUCGCCAGGUCUUCGCUAAUAAUGGCAUUGACCUUGACAGUUUCCACGUGACCUACCAGGGUGACGAUUGCCCUUACCUGGCCUGAUAAUCCUGACCUCCCUCAACACCCCUUUUUCGACUUUAUUUAUUCUUGUGUCAUAUUUAUUAAGUAUGAGGAAUUGUUAGGAUAUGGUAUGGUUUGAAUAAAUUAUUGCUUAUUCUG
Penaeus chinensis is the source of this 884-nucleotide messenger RNA. Its product is annotated as apolipoprotein D-like. The coding region runs from base 96 to 767 and encodes 223 amino acids. NCBI's taxonomy places the organism in Eukaryota, Metazoa, Arthropoda, Malacostraca, Decapoda, Penaeidae. The record is from RefSeq and is a predicted model, not a curated record. The transcript has 6 exons.